This is a messenger RNA of Dictyostelium purpureum, 222 nucleotides long. RefSeq lists its product as uncharacterized. The transcript is spliced from 2 exons. The annotation marks the transcript as partial. The record is from RefSeq and is a predicted model, not a curated record. NCBI's taxonomy places the organism in Eukaryota, Evosea, Eumycetozoa, Dictyosteliales, Dictyosteliaceae.
CUUCAAUCAAUUUUUAUUGUUAAUAACAAAAAUAAUGAUAGUAGUUAUAUCAAUAAUUUAAAUAAUAGUAAUAAUCAAGAUCCAGGCUAUAGAGAGAAAAUGAUGGAAUUUAAACCUGAAUUAGGAAUAAUAUCCUACAUUUCAGAUAGUGGUUACGAAAUAAAAUAUAGUAUAAUUAAACAUCUCUUUGCUUUGUCACAAAAUCUUUUUAAAAAUUAUUAA